CCCCAUCCCCGGGUCCCGACCUCAGCGCAGGCUCUGAAUGCCGCGCACUGAAGCAGCUCAGCCCCUCUGCGAGCGCAGGCACGAGCCCCAGCAGCCCGCUGUUGGUUUCAGUGCCCGCUUCCCUCCCUGUGCCCCUUUGCCCCCUGCCUUCACUGCCAGCUCCCGCCUGGGGAGCGCUGCUUACCCCCUUGUCCCAACCCUGCAGCCCUCAGGCUUUUGGGGACCCCGGGCCCUGCUGCCACCUCCUGUGUCCCCGACUCCGACCUGCUCCCCACAGCCUGGGACUGGAAGGACUUGCUUCUCCAGAGCCCUCCCAGGAAGGGAGACGUGCAGCCCCCUGCCCGUUUCUCCCCUUUCCUGCACGGGGACCCUUUGGCAUGGCUGUAGCUCCAGCCCUGAGCUCAGGCUGCUCCAGGUGCUUGGGGUGAAGAAAAAGUGAGUGAGGGGCCGGCAGGAUGGGAGCCCAGGAUGCCCAUUCCAGAGAGCACUGCGCUGGUGAUCUUUUGGGAAGAGGGCAAUGCUGAGGCCAUCUGGUGCCUGGUCUGUAGUGACAGAAGAAGGGGAAAUGACUUCAAACUAAAGGAGGGGAGAUUUAGAUUGGAUAGAAGGAAGAAGUUCUGUACGCCAAGGAUGGUGAGGCACAGGCACAGGUUGCCCAGAGAGGUGGUGGGUGCCCCAUCCCUGGUGACAUUUAGGUCAGGCUGGAGGGGCUCUGAGCGCGUGAUGGAGCUGUGGGUGUCUCUGUUUGUUGUCGGGGGCUUGGACCCGAUGGCCUUUGAAGGUCCCCGUCCCUUCCAACUCAAACCAUAAUGUGAUUCUAUGAAGGUUGCCGCCAACUCCAACGAUUCUGUGGUUCUGACCCGCAGGCACCAGGGCCCAUGGCUCCCUACCGCAUCCGGCUGUACCGCGACGAGGACUACGAUGCCGUGCGCUCCCUGUUUGCCAGAGGCAUCAUCGAGCACGCUCCGGCCAUCUACCGGCAUGUGCUGCGCUUGCCGCGGGUGCAGCUGGGGCUGCUGGCCCUGUUCACGGCCGUGCGCGCCGUGUGUGGCUGCUGGCUGCUGGCGGUGGGAGCCAUGGCGCUGGUUCUGGCAGCCGCCUGGCCUCUGAUGCGCUCCUUCAGCACGUCCUAUGUGCAGGAGGCGCUGGCCACUGAUCUCUGCGACAUCCACAGCUCCUACAUGCGGGCGCCCGACUCCUGCUUCUGGGUGGUGGAGGCUGGCGGGGAGGUGGUGGGCAUAGUGGCCGCGGCCCCGUCGCAGGACCCGGCGCAGCACGGCAAGGCCAUGGAGCUGAAGCGGAUGUCUGUCAGUAAGCAGUACCGCGGCCGCGGCAUCUCCAAGCUCCUGUGCGGGGAGGUGCUGCGCUUCGCCCAGGCGCGGGGCUACAGGGCCGUGGUGCUGUACACCUCCAUUGUGCAGGUGGUGGCUCAGCAGCUGUACGAGCGCCAGGGCUUCAGGAAGGUGGCUGAAACCAGCCCCUCGCUGCUUGCUAGCCUGGUCUGCUUCCAGAUCCUCCAGUACCGCCUCGAUCUGCCCGGCCGCCCCUAGGGCCUUGCCUGUUCCUGUUGCACUGAGAAAUAAAGAGAGACCUUGGGAAGGGUGUGA
Molecule: messenger RNA, 1607 nt
Organism: Numida meleagris (helmeted guineafowl)
Lineage: Eukaryota; Metazoa; Chordata; Aves; Galliformes; Numididae
Product: N-acetyltransferase 8-like
Exons: 1
Coding region: 879-1550 (223 amino acids)
Molecular function (GO): N-acetyltransferase activity
Source: RefSeq, a predicted model, not a curated record